Haemonchus placei is the source of this 528-nucleotide messenger RNA. The record is from the annotation of a GenBank genome assembly. NCBI's taxonomy places the organism in Eukaryota, Metazoa, Nematoda, Chromadorea, Rhabditida, Trichostrongylidae.
AUGCAACAACAGACUAGCAAAUACAAUUUCAGAUGGGAAGCGUUUACGAAGUUCGGAGCCGCUACGGCCACCGAAAUGACUGGCAAGAAUUUUGACAAAUGGCUGAAGGAUGCUGGUGUACUCGACUCAAAAACCAUUACCACCACAAUGACCGGCAUUGCUUUCAGUAAAGUGGCUGGCCCGAAAAAGAAGACCACUUUCGAGGAAACCAAAAAAGUUAUCAUUGGUGUAGCCGAAGAUCGUGCACGACAAAGUAAGAAAAGCGUACAGGAAGAAUUGGACGCAAUUACUGAGAAGCUGGCCCGGCUCGAAGCGCCGACGCUGAACAGCGCUGCAAAAGCAAACGCAAAUGGUGUCUACCAACGGCUCACCGACCAUACCAAGUACACAGGUGCUCAUAAGGAACGAUUCGAUGCUGAGGGAAAAGGUCGAGGAAAAGCAGGACGUGUUGAUGAAACCGAAAACACCGGCUAUGUGAGCGCAUACAAAAACAAGGACACCUACGAUAAAGUUCAUACUAAGCACUGA